AUGAAGCGACCUAUGUGCACUAGUAUCCUGAGUGGGAGGUCAUAUGUGAUUGAAGUACUAGACGGAAAUCCCCAAGUGUGUUACGACAUAUUCCACAUGGACAAGACCAUUUUUAGGCACUUGUGUAAUGAGUUGAAGUGGCUACACCUAUUAGAGGAGGACACUGGUAUUGUUUCAGUUGAGGAGGCCGUUGGGACAAUGCUAUAUAUCGUCAGACACAACGCUGACUACCGGCUAACUGCCAACCGCUUCCAACAUUCUCUUGAGACCAUUCAAAAGCGGUUCCGACUUGCCUUGUGUGCUAUCCAUGCUUUAGGAUGUCUCAUCAUCCAACCCAACACUGAUGCAGCUGAGCUUCCUCAUUCACUUCGAGGUAAUGAUGAGAAAUAUUACCCAUGGUUUGAGAAAUGCGUGGGGGCCAUCGAUGGGACGCACAUAAGUGCUUCUACCCCAUCCGGUAGGACCACCGCAUGCAUAGAUAGACGAAGUGACAUCACCCAAAACGUGAUGUGUGCAUGCAACUUCAACAUGCGGUUUACGUAUGUGCAUUCUGGAUGGGAAGGGAGUGUGAAUGAUUCACAAGUCAUGCAGGACGCACUUGGACAUGCCGAGUAUGAGUUCCCUUGUCCACCUAGAGGGGUGUCCAACCAGACCCGUCAACCGACCCACCCGGCUGACCCGGACCGAGAACUGGCCGACCCGACGCCGGCGACGGUCGGCGACGGAUCUCUGCUCCCAAAACCCGAGACCGGCGGGUCGGUUGACGGGAUCGUACUACCUCGUGACUCGGGGUACGCAAUAGGCAAUGCAUUCCUCCCCCCACACAAGUCCGUACGCUACCAUGCCCAAGAGUUUCGGGGUGCGAAUCAGCAGCCUACUACCCCGCAAGAGUUGUUCAAUUAUAGGCAUUCAUCAUUGCGGAUGGUGAUUGAAUGCUGCUUUGGCGUGUUGAAGGCGAGGUUCCUGAUCCUGAAUGACAAGCACUCCUUCUCCCUCUCUAGACAACGGCUAAUUGUGACUGCUUGCUGUGCACUGCAUAACUUUAUCCGCAUGUAUAACCGGGCGGAUGAAAUGUUCCAUGUGUGGGAAGGAUCAUUUGUGCAUAACAGCGAUGCAAUCAUAGCGGGAGCUGCACGCGUAGGCAGUGGGGGCACUGAAGAAGCUUUUAAUGCUCGAGCACAACGAGCGAUGUCGGAGUAUCGUGAUACGAUAACUGCUGCUAUAUGGGCAGAUUACACAGGCAACCGUGAUUGA
Molecule: messenger RNA, 1254 nt
Organism: Quercus lobata
Lineage: Eukaryota; Viridiplantae; Streptophyta; Magnoliopsida; Fagales; Fagaceae
Exons: 4
Coding region: 1-1254 (417 amino acids)
Source: RefSeq, a predicted model, not a curated record